Sinocyclocheilus grahami is the source of this 3168-nucleotide messenger RNA. RefSeq names its product transcription factor RFX3. The coding region runs from base 1 to 1938 and encodes 645 amino acids. The transcript is spliced from 14 exons. Gene Ontology annotation, molecular function: RNA polymerase II cis-regulatory region sequence-specific DNA binding; DNA-binding transcription factor activity, RNA polymerase II-specific. Gene Ontology annotation, biological process: regulation of transcription by RNA polymerase II. The record is from RefSeq and is a predicted model, not a curated record. NCBI's taxonomy places the organism in Eukaryota, Metazoa, Chordata, Actinopteri, Cypriniformes, Cyprinidae.
AUGCAGCGAAACAACGGGAACGGCGUCCUGGCCAUGGGGCUGUCAGGAGGCCAGAUCAUCAGCAGCUCAGGAGCGUAUCUGAUUGGAGGAAACUCCAUGGAUGGCUCCGCCCCUCACAGCGCGGCUCAGGCCACUAGAGCCUCCCCCGCCACGACCGCAAAGGAGCCAACUGACGAAUUUAGCUGUUCUCCACAGCUGCAAUGGCUCCUGGAUAAUUACGAGACCGCAGAGGGCGUGAGUCUGCCGCGCUCCACCCUCUACAAUCACUACCUGCGCCACUGUCAGGAGCAGAAACUGGACCCGGUCAACGCUGCGUCUUUCGGGAAGCUCAUCCGCUCCAUCUUCAUGGGGCUGCGCACCCGCCGCUUGGGCACCCGAGGGAACUCUAAAUAUCACUAUUACGGGAUUCGCGUGAAGCCGGACUCUCCUCUGAACCGGUUGCAGGAGGACAUGCAGUACAUGGCACUGAGACAGCAGCCCGUCCAACAGAAGCAGAGAUUCAAGCCAGUACCGAAGUUGGACGGCGUUUCGGGGGAGAACUUCUCCGCCGGGGGGCAGCCCACACCCAACGCUGCAGAGCAGACGUUCAUCGCUCAAAGCCAGCACCAUCAGCAGUUCCUGGACGGGUCCAGAGCUCUUCCAGAGUUCGUCGAACUUGACCUCGGAGAGCCUGUGGAAGGCGUCGGUCCAGAAGACGUCAAAGCCCUUCAGACGCUGUACAGAGAGCACUGCGAGGCCAUUUUGGACGUAGUGGUGAACCUUCAGUUCAAUCUCAUCGAGAACUUGUGGCAGACUUUCUGGCGCUAUUCUCCAUCCAGCUCCGUAGAGGGCGCCACCAUCACAGAAAACAGUGGUAUGAGCGAGAUCGAGGGCCGCCUGCCGCGGACCACACUGAUUCUGCUCUGCCGAAACGAGGCAGUGCUAAAGUGGAUGAACACCUGUGAUCACCUGAUGUAUCAGGCCCUCGUGGAGAUCCUCAUCCCUGAUGUUCUGAGACCCAUUCCUAGUGCCUUGACUCAAGCCAUCCGUAAUUUUGCCAAAAACCUUGAGGGCUGGCUCACCAACGCCAUGAGCAGCAUCCCCCAGAGGAUGAUCCAGACCAAGGUUUCCGCUGUUAGUGCCUUCGCUCAGACGCUCCGCAGGUACACGUCUCUGAAUCAUCUGGCGCAGGCGGCUCGUGCAGUGCUGCAGAACACCUCCCAGAUCAACCAGAUGCUCAGCGAUCUCAACCGGGUUGACUUUGCCAAUGUGCAGGAGCAGGCCUCGUGGGUGUGCCAGUGUGAAGAGGGCUUGGUUCAACGCCUCGAGCAGGACUUCAAGGCCACCCUCCAGCAGCAGAGCUCCUUGGAACAGUGGGCAGCUUGGCUGGAUAACGUGGUCACUCAAAUGCUCAAGCCGUACGAGGAUAAACCCACCCUCCCCAAAGCUGCACGCCAGUUCCUGCUCAAGUGGUCCUUCUACAGCUCUAUGGUCAUCAGAGACUUGACCCUCCGCAGCGCUGCGAGUUUCGGCUCUUUCCACUUGAUCCGGCUGCUGUACGACGAGUACAUGUUCUAUCUGGUGGAGCACCGCGUCGCACAGGCGACGGGAGAGACGCCCAUCGGAGUUAUGGGAGAGUUUCAGGACCUGAAUACCAUGUCACCUGCCAACAUUGACAAAGACGAGGUGAGCGAGAUGGACAGCGAUUUGGACGAGGACAUGGAGGAGUCUGACGAGCCUCUGGCCAAGCGGGAGAAAGCGGAGACGGAGGUCAUCCAGGUGCUGCAGGUGGGAGCCAUGGAGGACGGCAGCAGCGCGGUGGUGGGCGUGGUUCAACCCAGCAUGCUCAGCGCUUUGCCCUCGACCGCCGGCAAUCACACCGAGCACAUCCUCAGCUCGAGCGGAACCAGCACCAUCCGCCACUGCGGCAGCGUGGGAAACACGUACGCCUCGGUCUGAAAGUCCGUCCGUUUCGCUCUUAUCCCCCGUCUGCGCUUUCUAUCUCUUUCAGUACCAUCUGUCUCCCAGGCAUCCAUUCUUAAAAGCGAAAAUGGAUCUCCACGACACAGUGGGAUCAUCUGUUGAUAGUAUAUCAACUUUAUGAUGUGACGAGAUGCUGAUUGUAACAUUUUAAAGCCCUGAUGUUAAUAGAAAACAUUUCUGAAUGAGCCAGAACUCAAAUCCAAGCCACUAGUUACGUUCCAUUCGCCUAGUCGAUAUUUAUCACUUCUCUAUUACUGUACUGGUCAUUGUUUACAGUUUUGUUUAGAACAUGUAAUGGGCCAAAUGUUGCUUGCUGUUUGGUUAGGGAGUGCUAACUGCUGCUAUAAUCGAAGCAGGCUAGACAACUUGUACCGAACGUAAUGAGCUUGCCUUUUCAUCAGUCCGAGUGUUUCCAAUUGCCUUCGGUUUGUAGAUUUAGUCGUUUGGUAGCUAAAAAGGAGUUUUUUGUCUCGUCAGUGUACAUAUACUCUGCAUGUACGAACUGGUGUUGUGGGUCUUGGGAGUUUUACCGAUUGGACCAAAAACACAAGUGUGAGAGAUAACAGGCUGUCUCGGGCCAUUUCAAAGCUUCGUUGCCUCUCGCGCCGGUGCGAUGUUGCAGAACAGAGCGAAUGUCAGGGAUUUUAUGUACCUCGGGUUCAUCUUAGUGCCUUAACACAAACAACAGCUUUUCAUUUCGUCUGAACCGGUGAAGCGACACCGAGGAGGCCGCUCAUGUUUGUACAGAGAAUAUUCAUAGUCUUGCGUAAACAUCUGCCACCCGAUUUAUCACGGUGGACACGUGGCUGGAUUUGUGAUCUGACACUGAGCACCUACAUGAAAAUUCAGGGUCAUGGUUUGCUAGAACGUGUCUGUCGCUCACUUACUGCAACGUCAAGGCCCGUUCGUUCCUUCGCCUCUGGAAUCAGGUGAAGUUAUGUGUGCAAAAGCGUGGAUUUGGUCGAGUUGUUUUGUCGUGGUGUGUUUUGCGUCACCCUACCUCACGCCGGCGCUGCCGGUCUUAGUCACAAGUCCUGAUGGGAUUGUGUCUCCUCUUUGCUGACCCACAUGUUCUUGUUUUAAGUUCACAUCGGCUGCCCUCCACAUCACGAUUGGUGGACCAAAAGUUGAUAAAUAUAUAUACGGCGUUAAAGAGUUUAAACCAAGCGGCAACCUUCCGGUCUCUCUCGUGAAACCAAUACGGAA